ACCCUCGGCUCACACCAUCCUCAUCGACGGCCAACCCGUCCUCAUCCGCACCCACCAUCAUGACGCACUGAGAGUGCUCAGACACUCAGCCGCGUCGCGCACACUCAGUUGACUCGCGGUGCAUCAACCAGGAGGACAUCAGCGAGCGCAAUGCCCAGGUGGAAAUGAUGGGACGGAUUCACGCCUGAGCGACCCAGGUCGUCGUCUGGCUCGGCCGGGGUGACGCGGACACAGAUACCGCGAUGGGAACUUCAUCCAGGCACUCGACAGGCUCGGCCCCGGGACGGCUGCGCGCAUCGUCUACGGCAACCGCAGCGGCAAUGGCGAUGGCAAUGGCCCUUUGCUGCCUUGGGGGGGACCGGCAGAAGGUGUCCUGCUCGCUGGGCAUGGCGUUCGGACUCGCCAACCACGACGCCGUCGUCGUCGCGGGCCUGGUCAAGUUGGCGGGCCUCGCCUGGUGGAAGCCGAUGUGGACGGUGCAGGAGAUCGCGCUGGCGCGGCGGCUGUGGUGCGGGCGCAAUGGAGGUCUACGGCAGCGCCAUGAAAGUCAUGAUUCUCGAGUACUGGCGACAGAGUCGCCGGAUCGCCCCGGCCCCCGGGCUCCCAAACUGGUGCUUGAAAAACCCGGGCAGAGAGUCCCUUUCAUUACAGGGACAAGAUCUGCCAGCUUCUUGCACAGGAUCAUGGACGGCGAGAUGAUCGACGCUGUGACAAGGGAACGGAGUCGUGGCAACCCUUGCGAUUUUCUUGAGAGACUGGUCGGCAGCGUCAUGGCCUUUCAAACUUUUGGCCUUGCAUUGCAUUGCUUUGAAGGGCUGCAUAACUUAGGCACCCGCUCCGAGGGCGGCAUUGUCAAGCGUCCCAUAGACCCUGACAUUCAGCGCGUGACCUUACCAGCCAGCUGGGACAUGUUGGUCAGUGCUAACGGGAUAGCUGUAUGUCUGCAGGCUUCAGAAGCCCAUGAUGGGGCGACUUCGCCCGAGGUCGCCGAGGUCUUGCAGGCAGUCCUUUUCUCCCCCAAAGUUGCCAAGGACGGCGACGCCGGGAGGAUGAGAGGACCCUUCCUGCAUCAGCAUGGCAAGCUGGGGCUGAUAUCUGGCAGUCUCCCACGCCACCGUUCUCAGAGGGUUCUCCAUCUUGGUCUUGGCAAAGGACUUUGAGAACUUACCUCCAGCGCUUGUGCCUUCGAAAACGACACAGCCCGGGUAUGGUAACGAAUCAAAAAAAAAAAAAAAAAAAAAAAAAAAAAAAAAAAAAAAAAAAAAAAAAAAAAAAAACCGUCUGUGCGUUGGGUGUUGGGCAAAAUG
This is a messenger RNA of Thermothielavioides terrestris NRRL 8126, 1307 nucleotides long. RefSeq lists its product as uncharacterized. The coding region runs from base 321 to 1160 and encodes 279 amino acids. The record is from RefSeq and is a predicted model, not a curated record. NCBI's taxonomy places the organism in Eukaryota, Fungi, Ascomycota, Sordariomycetes, Sordariales, Chaetomiaceae. The transcript has a single exon.